CUGGGGCGUACGUCCCGCCCCUUCUGCCCGGAGAGUUGUUUAGGGCGGACGUGCACACCUGGCCAAGUCCACGUCUACACCGGCCGACCAGGGCGGCAUUAAGUUGGGUGGGAUCCCUAGCUCUGAGCCAGGAGUGGCCAGGAGUGACCAGCUGGUCCUGGCAUGGGCAGAGGCACAGCCGGGGGCGGGAUGGGGUGGGGCCCACUUCAGGACCGUGGUGCUGCAGCCCCGGAGCUGGGCUUGGCCGCCUGGCAAAGGACCCCACCCUUGGGGCCAUCUGGAUAUUUCCUGCUUCCUCCCAGCUGACCCUUGUGGGAAGUGGGGGGCUGCCUAGAGCAGGAGGUGUUAGUCACUGAGGGCAGGAGCUAGCUUACACCUAGUGCUGGUGGAGGCCCUGGGGAGGCCUGAGACUGAGCCCGCAAAUCUCCUUCUGGGGCCCCGAAGUCCCAAUCCUGCUGCCGUGUUUCCUUAUGCUCAGGACUCUCCUGUCCCCAGUCACCUUGGGGAAGGGAGUGUGGAUCCUCAGAUUCCACCUUCCCAACUCCGGGUCAAUAGGAACUAGAAAAUAAGUUGCCUGUACCUCAGUCUCCCCACCUGUACAUGUGGCAGCCCUUAAAGUCACCUCAUUUAACCCUCACACUACCACAUGAUGUUUGUACAGUUAUUAGCUCCAUUUUAGAGAUGGAAACUGAGACCACGAGGGGGCACACUGCCACCUCCAAAGUGAGCUCGGGGCCAGAUUCCGGAAGGGAAAGGGACCCUGAGCAGGCAGCCUCAGCUACCUCUGAGAAUCGGUGUCCUGGGCACAGGUGCCAUGGCAGAGAAGGUGCUGGUAACAGGCGGGGCUGGCUACAUUGGCAGCCACACGGUGCUCGAGCUGCUGGAGGCUGGCUACGCACCUGUAGUCAUCGACAACUUCCACAACGCCUUCCGUGGAGGGGGCUCUAUGCCUGAGAGCCUGCGGCGGGUACAGGAGCUGACAGGCCGUUCUGUGGAGUUUGAGGAGAUGGACAUCUUGGACCAGGCAGCCCUACAGCGUCUCUUCAGACAGCACAACUUUAUGGCCGUCAUCCACUUUGCGGGGCUCAAGGCUGUGGGCGAGUCGGUGCAAAAGCCUCUGGAUUAUUACAGAGUUAACCUGACAGGGACCAUCCAGCUUCUGGAGACCAUGAGAGCCUGUGGGGUGAAGAACCUGGUGUUCAGCAGCUCCGCCACUGUGUACGGGAACCCCCAGUACCUGCCCCUGGAUGAGGCCCACCCCACGGGUGGCUGUACCAACCCUUACGGCAAGUCCAAGUUCUUCAUUGAGGAAAUGAUCCGGGACCUGUGCCGGUCAGACAAGGCCUGGAAUGCAGUGCUGCUGCGCUAUUUCAACCCCACGGGCGCCCAUGCCUCUGGCUGCAUCGGUGAGGACCCCCAGGGCAUCCCCAACAACCUCAUGCCUUAUGUCUCCCAGGUGGCGAUCGGGCGGCGGGAGGCCCUGAAUGUCUUUGGCAACGACUAUGACACAGAGGAUGGCACAGGCGUCCGGGAUUACAUCCACGUGGUGGAUCUGGCCAAAGGCCACAUCGCAGCUUUGAGGAAGCUGAAGGAGCAGUGUGGCUGCCGGAUCUACAACCUGGGCACUGGCACAGGCUAUUCAGUGCUGCAGAUGGUCCGCGCCAUGGAGAAGGCCUCCGGGAAGAAGAUCCCGUACAAGGUGGUGGCACGGCGGGAAGGUGAUGUGGCUGCCUGUUACGCCAACCCCAGCCUGGCCCACGAGGAGCUGGGCUGGACAGCAGCCUUAGGGCUGGACAGGAUGUGUGAAGAUCUAUGGCGCUGGCAGAAGCAGAAUCCUUCAGGCUUUGGCACGCAGGCCUAAGGGACCCCCCCCAACCAUGGACCAGAAAAGGAAAAGACAAGCAGCUGCCUGCUCUCCAGCCUCUGGCAGGACCCAAGGCCCAGAGCCUCUGGGGCCAAGUUAAGGCCUCCCCUACCUCAAACCCCAGCUGGGCCCUCGCAGCCCACCAGGCACGAGGCCGAGGGCUCCACUGACCAGGAGUCAGGGGUCUCUAACUCUCACCUUCCACAGGGUCUGGGAACUCAUCGGGACCACCAAGAGCGAGUGUGAGGGGUCAGGGCUCUUCCACAAAAGCCCCCUCCUCCCAGGCACUAAUUUAUACUGCUCUGAAGAAGCUUUCCAAAGUAUUUAAAAUAAAAAGUUUUCUUACAUUGGG
Molecule: messenger RNA, 2216 nt
Organism: Lemur catta (Ring-tailed lemur)
Lineage: Eukaryota; Metazoa; Chordata; Mammalia; Primates; Lemuridae
Gene: GALE
Product: UDP-galactose-4-epimerase
Exons: 11
Coding region: 815-1861 (348 amino acids)
Biological process (GO): beta-D-galactose catabolic process via UDP-galactose, Leloir pathway
Cellular component (GO): cytosol
Molecular function (GO): UDP-glucose 4-epimerase activity
Source: RefSeq, a predicted model, not a curated record